UGUGAGUAGGAGUACUCGAGAAUUAAAUCAGCUUGUUGAUUCCACAUUAAGGGUGGUUAACCACAACCAUCCCUACCACGAAAUAUGCCCCAAGUACCAGUACCGUGACGUUUCUUCCACGUGACGCCCGGCGUUACAGGGGCGAUCAACUUUAACACUGCGACAACCCCUUCAAAUGCCUCGGCGCGUCCUUCGCGGCCACGUGUGCCCUCGUCCUGCCUCUCUAAAAUGUAUUGCUGUGAUUAUAUUUAUUUUUCUUUAGCUGGGAAAGUGUUCAUUAGUAAUUCUAUUGAGUCUAGUGCUUGCAAAUAGUGCUAAAAUUAUUUUUUAUCUUAUAAAAUAGUGUUUGUUUACUAUAAAUUCACUCAAGUGAAAGUUAAAUCGAUUUUUGUGGCUGAAAAUGAUUCGUAAAAUAUUUUUAUUUGUUAAUUUAAUGUGAAAUUUAAUUUUUACGGUGGGAUUUAAAAUACGCCGAUAUGUUUUGGAAGUUAAAAGAAUAUUUUUAAAAUUAUUUUACAAUUGCAGAAUGCCCUUAGAAAUAUGGAUGAAAAUAUGGCUAUACAUGAACUUGGUCCUAAUAGGGACAAAAAGCGCGCGACCAAGAUUCGAUACAUCAACAGAUAUGGGAAAUGUUCUCGUCCCAGCGGACGCAGAAAUAGACUCGGUAAUUUACCGCUUACGCGCCACUGAUCAGGAUGUUGAUUUUCCUCUAGUAUUCGAAAUAACAGCGACAGUAACACCAGUAGUUAGGAUAGAAAAUUUACCUUGCACUCUUUACAACAAAGUUUGCCAAGCAAACGUAAUUUUAACAAGACGCUUGACCGCUGGACGUCUUCACGAUUUCGCAGUCAGAGUACGAGACUCAAAAGGUGAUUCAAACUCGAUGCAGGCUACUAUUUCCGUGACGAAUGCAACUACACCACGCGAUAAAAUAUUUCCGCAUAUACCCGCGCUUAUUAUGGUUCCAGAGGAUGCCAAGCCUGGCAAGGAACUUGAUUAUAUUUUAGUUCGCUCGAACCCGUGGAUCGGAAAGCCUGUUUACAUUGAAUUGUGGCAACCCAAAGAAUUAUUCACGAUAAGACAGCGGCAAGAUUCUAGUAACACUAGAGGAGUUAUUACGUUGAUAGGGGAGCUGGAUUUUGAAACUCAGUCGAUGUAUACUUUGACCAUAUAUGCAACGGAUCCAUACACAGAACGGCAAAGAGAUACAAGAAAUAUCGCAGGUCUACAUUUGAUAGUAAUUGUCCAGGAUGUCCAGGACGUGCCUCCGAUAUUUACUUUAGCGCCGCCUCUAACAAAAAUAAACAAAACUGUCCAACCUGGCGACGUUAUUCUGAGGGUUCACGCGGAGGACGGUGACAAAGGAGUUCCCCGCGAAAUAACUUACGGCUUAGUGUCAGAGGGGAAUCCAUUCACGCCUUUUUUCAACGUCACUGAGUCAACCGGAGAAAUUAUUCUAGCUCGCCCGCUGGAGGAGCUCACACAAAUAACGCACAUUGGUGCGCCUAUAGUAUUAAGCGUUGUUGCAGAAGAGAUUCGCAGGUCAACGGACGAACCACCGGCUCAAGCGACUGUUGUAGAAGUCGGGUUGCUACUCGGCGAACCGGGGAACAGUCCGCCGUACUUCGAGAAUGAUAACUACGUUGCCUGGAUGGAUGAAAAUGCCGAGCCAGGGUCCGCGAUAGUCUUCAAUGAUCCUUAUUUUACUAGAGUUAGGGACGGAGACAUCGGCAAGGCCGGUGUUUUUGCUCUGAAGUUGGAAAAUAAUAAUGGGACUUUUGAAAUCAGUCCUGCUGUCGCUGAACGCUCGGCUAAUUUUAUUUUAACUGUACGGGAUAAUUCGCUUAUUGAUUAUGAAACAUACAAGAGCUUACGGUUUCAGAUAACAGCCCAAGAAGUCGGACCAGCAACAAAUUUAUCAACAACAGUACCAGUAACAAUUUUUCUCCGGGACAUAAAUGACAACCCCCCGGAAUUCCAAGAAGAAUCUUACGAAGUUACAUUAUCAGAAAAUGAAACCGCAGGUACGCGAGUGACUCAAGUCCAUGCGACAGACAAAGACACCGGGUCCUUCGGGAGGAUUCAGUACACGAGGAUAAUCGGGCCAGGCAGCGAAGCGUUUGUAAUAAACCCCGAUACGGGUGUGAUAACAGUAGCCAUGGGAACUUCAAUUUUAGACCGCGAAAUAACGCCCCAGCUGAUGCUGACCGUCGAGGCUUGCGAUGAAGACGGCAAAGGACUAAGAGGAACUGUUCCUUUUAUUGUUAAUCUCUUAGAUGUCAAUGACAACGCUCCUGUUUUCGAAAAAGACUCUUAUGAAUUUAUACUCAAUAGUGAUUUGACAAACUUUACUUCUUCAGCGAUAAUAAAAGCUUUUGAUGCUGACGCUGAGCCGCCAAAUAAUGUUGUAAAUUAUGAAAUAAUUCAUGGAAAUUAUGACAAAAAAUUUUAUCUAGACGAAAAUACGGGGGAAUUAUUUUUACGCGAACAAAUUACAAAAGUUAGAAAUGCUCGGCAUAAUUCUGACCAAAAAAUUUCUAUAAAUUACCGAAAAAAUUUGAUAAAAUCUCAAAAUAAUUUUAUAAAUUCAACAUUAAACCCCGAAAAUAUUUCAGAGAAAAAUGAAACGAUAGAUCAAAAACUUUUAAGAAAAAAACGUGAAGAUAAAAACAUUGUUUUUACUUUGACUGCUCGCGCUUAUGAUUUAGGCGUCCCGCAUUUAUCAAGUACAACCGAAAUAAAUAUUAUCCAGCUUCCUUUAGCCGGAGUUACGACAAUAAUGCUCUUAGUACCGGGAGAAAAUCCCGAUCGAGAAAAAACAAUAAAAACAUUAGAAACAAUCACUGGAGGGAAGAUUACAAUCAAAGAUAUUCGUCCUUAUACUCUAGAAAAUUUACCGAAGGAUUAUGGAAAUAAUUUGCCGACUCCUGACGGGAAAAAGAGUAUCGUAGUAGCGCAAGUGGAGCAAAAAAGUCCUGGAGGAUCUUUUGUGGACAUUGAAAAAAUUUUGGCAGCGCUCACUGCUAAUGGGUUUGGAAUUAUUGGGGGUGAUAUGACCCCUGGAAAUGGUACUAGUAAUCCUAAAGACAACGAGGGUGGGAAAAAUGGGAGUAUUACUACGAUUCAUAACGAAGAAGUAAUUGUUUACAGAGCCGAGAACAAAUUAUUAUUCUGGCUACUGAUAAUUUUAGGACUAAUCCUCUUAGCAGCGAUUAUAACUUUAAUAGUCUGCUGCAUAUGUCCCGGGUGUCUUUUGUACAUGGCGCCUCGAAAAAGGCGAAUUCACUCUUCCGAAACGCUUAUCGCCCGAGCAGACAACAGACCUAGGCGCCAUCUACAUCGUCAACAUCAUCACCCCCAAUUAGAAAGUGUUUGGGUGGAAAAGAAACAAGCAUGGAGUGCGGAUCCAGAUCGCCCAAACUGGCAGUUCAACCGUCGAAACACCAACAACUUCGGGAUAGCUUCCCUCCCGGGAGACGUGGUCCGCCUAGAUCGUGAUCGUGACCGACCUCUAAAAGCCAGUUCACUUCAAUUGCACGAUCCACCAGUGCCCGUUUAUUUAAUCGACGCCAACAGGGCAGGUGACGAGCGGAUUUUCGUAGAAGACAUUGCCAUUGAAGCCAGAGCCAAAGGUCACCACGAAUUGAAUGAAGCGGUUCUUCGUCACGAAUUCGAGCGAGAUUCCGAUCUAGCACGGCAAGCUUACAUGCCCCAAAUUCCCCGUGAGUCACACUUUUAUCGGAAUGGCAACGCAGAAGUUAUGAGACUUGUUUCUCGCGAGGACGCUAGUCACAUCACAGUAGAACGCCGAGUUCCUGAGAUAGUCAUUGAUCAGUCGACUCUUCACAGAGUCGACGGGAAGGAUAUCCUCCUCAGGAGGUUCAUUGAAGAUCAGAAAUUGAGGGAGCAUGAGUAUCAUGACAUGCAGGAGUUAGAAAGACAGAGCAUGGAGUCCCAUAAGAGGCAGAAGGAAGCUUCCAUGCAGCAGAAGCAGGAAAUUCUGCUGAUACCUGAACGGCUCAAUAUGUCAGAAGAUCACCGACAUAUUGAAGAAGUUGGUCCUGAUGUCCAGCGGCUGAUUAUUGACCAUGGGCCUGAUGUUAAAGAGAAUCAGGAGGUUCUGAGCAAUAUAUUGAUCCAUGGAUCAACGUCCAAAAUUUCUGACAAAGAGCAGUCGAAGCAGACGAACCUUCAACACCUUCAACACUCGAUUCAUGAUCUAGAAUUAGCUCGGCAAAACGCUCUGUUGACCAGGCUGCUUUUGGAGAAGGAUCGGGGGGUUGGAGGUCUGCUAGUUGACUCAGGAAGUUACUUAGAGACCCAAAGCUUGCCUGGACAAGUAGCCGCUGGUACUCAGACGAAUCAGACCACGGCGACUCAGACGGAACAAUUGAACCGCAGCAGAAGCGAUAAUGAGUCAGAGGAUGAUAGUAGAUUGAGGAGGAAGCGGUCGAAGAAGCGAUAUGAUGAGCCGAAGAGGAUCAGGACUUUGUGGAUGAGGUCCCCAAUUCGUGAAGAGGACCAAUAUCCUGAGAAACAUGGGACUUUUCUGAGGAAGAAGAUCAAGGAUAUCAAAGACGGGAGGAAGAGUUCUAUUGAGCAGGAAGUUCUGAGGGAGAUUUCUGAUUCUUUGGAUGAAACGGGAGAUAAGGAAAUUCUUCUGAGUAGGAGGCACUUUGAUAGUUCUUCAAGGGAUGAAAUGAUGGUUCGCCGUGAUGAUUCUUCGUCGAUGGAAGUUCUGAAGGAUGAGUUUACGAGGGUUAGGGAGUGUGAUAAAAGAGAGGAUGAUAAGAAGAAGAAAAGGGAGAAAGAGAGCAAGCGGGAGAAAAAGACGGAGCCGAGUUUUAGAAUCUUAGAGAGGGAAAUGAGCUCGUUGAGCAAAAAGCUAUCAAAAUUGGCGGGGAAAACGCUGAAGUGCAAAGAUAGCAAUCAGGAGACUGAUAAAUUUUUAACGACUGAUUCUCGGGACAAAGAGGCUGAUACGACGCCCACGGAGUUUAAAAGCGAUGAAAGAGGAAGGGAAAAAAUGGACAAGAUUGAAAUUAUCAAGUCGAGAUCUAGAUCUACUCAGAGAGUUACUAAGUCUACGUCAUUAAAAAUUCCUAAAGAUACUGAAAAAGUUGAGAAGAUUAAGAGUAAGUAUCGGAAGAACCAGGUUCUAAGUACUGCAAGUUCGGAAAUUGAAGAAGUUGUGGAUAAACCUAAGAAAACUGCCGCUAAGAAAUCUGAUAAGGAUAAAUUUAAGUUUUCCGUUGGGAAAACUAUAAAAACGAGGCUGAAACGACAAGCGAAUGUUGAAGAUGAUAAAAAAGCCAGUCCUUAUCGGGCUACAGUUGAAAAACAAAAGAAGACUUUGGUGAAGCAGUUGAAGAAAGUGGAUGUGAAGAAUAAAAAAGGGACUAGUGACUCUAGUCAGGGUAAAGAGAUUGGCAAAUCUACUGAAGGGAGCGAUUCCAAAGAGUCUGAUAGGGACAGCAAUAAGUUGAUAGGAAGUUCGAUGAAACAGUCCAGUUCCAGUGCUGUGUCCAAGGAAUCGAGGAAAGACACUAAGGAAAAAACUUCGAUGGUUGAACAGAAAAUGAAGUCUAAAGAGAAGUCUAGCUUAAUUCUUCCUUCGGGACGUGAAAGUGAUUUUAGGGGUCGAGGAACUAAAAGUACAGACAGUGAGUCGCUUAAAUCUGAUAAAUCGUUUCGGAAACAAAGUGCUGGAUCUUCGAAAAAGUCUAUUGUGAUAACCAGUCCUGAACUUGGGAGGUUUGAAGAUUUGGAAGAAGAGCAUGGUAAAAAUCAUGGUAAAGGUGUUGAAGAGGUUAAAAAUGUAGUUAAAAAGCAUGUUGAUGAUUUGAAGAAGGAAAUUGUUGAAAUAAAGGAAACUAUACAGACUGAAAUGAUGGAUAAGUCAGAAAAAGUAGAAGAACACAUUUUGGUAAAGACUUCUGUUGAAUCUCCUGCAAAAUUGAUUACUAAAGAAGAUGAUGCUCUUGAAAAAGAAGAAAAAGAUCGGAGUAAGGAAUCAGUUUUGUUGAUGUCAGAAAAAAUGAUGGAUAAGUCAGAAAAGGUUGAAAAAGGAGAAGAACACAUUUUGGUAAAGUCUUCUGUUGAAUCUCCUGCAAAAUUGGUUACUAAAGAAGAUACUGUUGGAAAAGAAGAAAAAGAUUGGAGUAAAGAAUCAGUUUUGUCGAUGGAAAAAGUGGUUGAAAAUACAAAAGAAAGGCUUGAACAUAUAGGAACUACGACUAUUAUCAAACAUGUGGAUAGUAUAAAGGAAACGGUUGAAAAAGUAGCUGAUAAAAUGAAUGUUGAUGUUAUUGAGAAAGUAAAAGCCUUUGUUGACUCUAAUAAAGCAUCCCCGGAACAUGAUUCACAAACAAAGGAAGUACUUAUUGAUCGUUCGGAAAGUAGUAAAGACGGAGGUUCGCCGAAAAAAAUAGAAGACAGUAAUAUAUCCAUUGAAGAAUUGGAAAAAAAUGAUGAGGAUAAAGCAAAAGUUGAAGAUAAGCUAUUAAAUGUUAAUGUUUUAGAAGAAACUGAUGGAAAACAAUUGGUUGAGAGUGAUAAGCAAGAACAGAGUAGCGAAGUUGAAAUAGUUAAAGACGAACAAGAAAAAAAAUCGGAUGAAAGUGAAGAAUUGAAAGAAUUAGGAAACUUGGAAUUAACUAAAGUUGAUCAAUCUAAGCAAGAGGACGAGCUGGCUUUGGAUAAAGUUGAAGAAAAACUAGACGAUGAAUUACAAAUCGAUAAUGAAGCUGUUGAAGAAGUAAAGACUGAAGAUUCGAGUAAUAUAACUUUGACGGUUCCUAAAAUAAUUAUGAUUACACCGACUAUUGAAUCUGAGGUUCCAAAAGAAGAUUUUAUUAAACCUGAUGAUUCAAUUGCAAAAGUUGUGAUUAAUGAUGUAGAUAAAAACAAUGAAGCUUCAAAUUUAGUUAAAGUACCGGAAAUAAGCGACCAAACUGCAAGUUCUGACAAAUUAUUGCAAGAAUCAAAGGAAAAGUUAGAAGCUAUGGCUCAAAAAGAUUCCAAAUCUGAAGAUUCGAGUGUCGAUGAUCAAAAAACUGAUACUUCAAGUGAAAGUAAAACUUUUCAAUUGCAAGUUGAAGAAUCUUUGUCACCUGUAGGCCAAAGCAGUCGUCGUUCUUCACAAGUGGUGAUUUCUCGAGAAACUUCAUUUUUAAACUCUCCUAAAAGGUUGUCUAUAGAUGAAGGAAAGGUGGAUGAUAAGCAAGAUCCCUCGCAAGAAGCAGAAACUCCAGUGGCUGAUAAACAGCCCGAGUUUCCUAGCCACGAUAAUACAUUACUGGCAAGUGAACAACCCCAAUCGAUUGAGGGUGCGACGGAACAGCUGGAAUCUAGCUUACCUUUUGAGGACAACGACAAGCAUGAACAUUCAGACUCGACAUUAGAUGCGUUAGACGAGGACAGUGAUGUGUCCAGCGAAUCUUCAACCAAAACGGCAUUUAUCGCCCGUCCAUAUGGCACUCCUCGUCAUCGGCGCUUGGUAAGAAUGGACCAGGUUGAUGGUGAUGAGAACCAGCUUCCUGAAAAGCUGAAGAAAAUAGAACCAACAGAGCUUGAUAAUGAAGAAAUAUUGGAAGUGUCUUUAGAGCAGAAUCAAAUGGUUGAUAGACCUGUUGGUGACGAUAAGCAAAAAGAAGACGGAAAUUCGGUGGAAAAAGUAGAAAAAGUUUCGGAAAAACUUGUAGAAGCUAAAGAAGAAGUUGUUAAUGAAUUGAAAGCUUCGGAAGGAAAUUUUGAUGGUAAAGAAGAGAUAGUUGAAGAGGUGGAGGAUUCUAAGGAUUCUAAGGGAGUUUCAAGUACUUUAGAAGCAAGUGGAAGUAAAUCCGUUGAAAGGCCAGAAGUUAAGCCUGAUGAAUUAAAACUGCAAGAGGAGCCAGAAAAGGUAGAACUAAAUUUAAAAAUUGACAAUGAAAAAUUAGAUGUUGAUUCCUCUUCUCUUACAGAUCAGCUGGGAUCGAUAAAAGACAGAGGAGAGGAUACUAGCAAAAGGUUGCUGGUGAAAGGAGAGAUGAAAAGUGAUGGGUUGAAAGUACUUAAUACGACUUUGGAAGAUGCAAAGCUGAAUCAAGUGAUAAAGCGGAAACCUGUGGCCAAAAAUCUGGAUGAUAAGGGAAAAACUCAAGUUUCUAAGCAGAAGGCUAAGAAUGUUGUUAAAAUAAUACCGCUUUCAAAGGGAUCGAAUGUUAAGUUGCCGCAGAAAGAGAAACUAAUAAGAAUUAAGGAUAAAGGUGAAUUGGUGAAGAUAGCUUCGAUGCCUGUAGAUAAGAAGAUCAGGAUUAAAGAUAGUAAACGGAUGUCUAAAAGUGAGGAAUUUAAAUCUCCGUUAGAGUCUAAGGAGAAACUGGUCGUUAAUCGAGUGAAGCGGCAGAAACGAUUGGAGCAUGACAAAACUGUCCAACCAGAAUUAUUAGAUGAUAAAAAGAGUAAUAAAGUUUUUAAUGAAAGUAAAGUGAAGGAGAAAAGUGAUGAUAAAGAGGUAGGGAAGAAUAAUAAAGAUAAAAUUGAGAAAGUAUUAAAGAAAGAAUUUUUGGGUGAAAAGGAGAAAAAUUCUUUAGUGAAAGAAGAAAUUAUUAGCUUAGAAAAAAGUGGUGAUAUUGAAAUGAAGCCUUUUGUUGAAGUUUCUGUUCAAAAGAAUGAAGAAAAUGUGACUCAGAGUGAAGAAAUUGAGAUGAAAAAUACAGAAAUUUUGAAAGAAGAGCGGGUUAUUGAUAAAAAUGGUAAGAAUGAUGGUGUUGAAGAAGAAAAAGUAGUUGUGGGAGAAGUAGACAAAGAAGUACAAGUUAAUGUAAUUGAUGAGCCAGUACGAGGUAUGAUUGAUGAUUUUUCUUCAAAAAUAGAUCAAGUUAUAAAAAAUGGAGAAGUUAUGACAACUAUAGAAGAGAAAAGAGAAGAAAUAUUAGCUGAAGCUUCAGAAAAGAGUGAAUUAACUUCUAAAGGGAUGAAAGAAGAAUCUAAAUUGCUUUCUCAUGAUCAAAAACAAAAAGAAGAAAUAUUCACUGAACCUUCAGAAAAGAGUGGAUUAACUUCUAAAGGGAUGAAAGAAGAAUCUAAAUUGCCUUGUCAUGAUCAAAAACAAAGAGACAGAUCUCUGAGUCCAAGCAAAGUGAGUAAAUACGCUAAAGAAGAUUACACGGAAGCGCAAUCGCGUUAUAUGGAGUGGUACAAGCAAAACCGCGAAGAAGCCGAGCGCCGGAAGCUGGAAAAAAAGGAGGGAGAGGAAGAAGAACAGCCGCCAAAAUGGCUGAGGAAAAGCACGCGCCAAAGGUGGCUCAAAAUGAGUCCAGAGGACAGGAAAUUCUUUGAAGUGAGGACUCCGGAGGUGACGCCGUUGACCCGUCGGAGGAUCAAGCCUCUGGUGAACAUAGAGUCGGAGCAACUGAAGGCGAUUGUUCGGCAGGGAAGAAAACUCCGCAGAGCUGAGGGGGAGAAGAAUCUUGACCCUCCAAUAGAGAUAUUUGUCCCCGAGAAACCUCCAAUUGUUCAGCAGCAGCAACAGCAGCAGCAACCAAAGUAUCAUUACCUUCUCCAGCAUUCGGAGUAUCAGUACCAACGUAUGCCGCCGCCAUUUUACCUUCACCCACCGCCAGUUCCUCAUCCGACGCCUCAGAUCUCGCCGCAGCGGUUUGAAGCUUGCCAGGAGGCAUUUUCCGCGAAUUUAGAGCCUCAUCUUCAUGAACCAGUGUCUGGAUCUUCUUUGCAAACUGGAACGAGGUUGCGACAUCAACAGCUUCUGGAGAAGAAAAGUGUGUUUGAUAUUGCUUACGACGAAGCAGCGCCUUCUCAUUUACGUGCCGACAGUACUACUCCGCCAUCGUAAUUAUUUUAUUUAAAUGAUUAUUAUGCUGAUGAAAAAAUUUAUUUGAUUCAAGAGA
Messenger RNA from Cotesia glomerata, 9890 nucleotides. RefSeq names its product cadherin-86C. The transcript has 14 exons. Gene Ontology annotation, biological process: homophilic cell-cell adhesion. Gene Ontology annotation, molecular function: cadherin binding; calcium ion binding. Lineage: Eukaryota; Metazoa; Arthropoda; Insecta; Hymenoptera; Braconidae. The record is from RefSeq and is a predicted model, not a curated record. Gene Ontology annotation, cellular component: plasma membrane; catenin complex. Bases 527 to 9835 code for a protein of 3102 amino acids.